AUCUCACCUUCAUCGGCGGAAUCAUCUACCAGUCUUCUCGACAACGCCGUGUAUUAUCAAUCUUUCUCCGGGCGGUUUCUGAUUCUGGGAUUUGCUGGUUCCAUCGUUCCACACUGAAAAGGAGAACAACCCUCCCUAGUCCCUGCUUCUGGUUGAUUUGUGCGUGUAAAUAUAUAUAUAUACAAACAAACCCUACUUGUAUUGCAGUUGCAGAAGCAGAAAGUCUACUAGGAAGGCCGGCAAAAGAAUAAGAAGAAAAAAAGAAAUCAUCAUGAUGCUUGGGGGCAGGGAUUUGCCGGAUGACUUGACCAAAGACAUUAUUGGUCAACUAUCUGAUCCCAAGAGUCUUUGCCGUUUCAAGAGUGUCUCCAAAUCAUGGUGUUCAUUGAUAUCUGAAAUCAAGGGGGCAGUCCUGGUUUUUGUGGGCGUAGCCAGACACACCGUAGACACCGUCUACUCUGCGGAUUUGGAUUGUUCCACUUCCAGCUUGACAGAGCACCCUGUCCCAGAUGUAAUCUUAGAAGGGGGCGACCUUUCUAUAAGAGGUCCAUGUAAUGGCUUGAUUGUCUUUAAGACAGGGGAAACUUUCUUUAUCUGGAGCAAAUUUAUUGGAGAUUUCCAAGUAAUUACCUCAAAACCUAGAUGCUAUGCCCACCGGGACUGGGACGAAUUCGGUAGAACUGAGGUUGUUCUAUAUGGAUUUGGGUAUGACUCUGUCAAUCAAGAUUACAAAUUAGUGGAUAUCAUGGGCUUUCACCAUGGGCAUAAGAUCAAAGUUUCUACUUAUAGCUUCAGAAACAAUACCUGGUCCCGGAGAAGCCCUCUAAUCACAGACAAAACUAGUCCUCCAACUCCUUACUUUGAUAUUGGCACCUAUGGCUAUAGCCAAACACAAGGUGUGCUUGUUGGCAGUAUGCUGAAUUGGGUAGCUUAUCGGGAUUCCAGAUUCAACACACCACCUUUCGUCUUUGCUUUUGAUCUCACCACUGAGGAGUUCCAUGAGAUUGAGUUGCCAGAUAUAGACACGGCAUCUGUAUUAGGGGUACUUGAGGGCUGCCUUACUGUCACACACCCAAAGGAGAAUAAUAGUAGUAAGAGUGUUGAACUUGAUAUAUGGGUGAUGAAGGAGUACAUGGUCAAGGAGUCCUGGACUCUUGCGUCUCGAAUCCUUGUCAGUAACAGAGGAAGAUUACAUAUGGACCAUUAUCGUAGGGACUAUUGUCGCAUGAGGCCUCUAGCAGCAGCUUCCUCAAGGAAUGGUAAUACUAAAAUUUUGUUAGCAUCUGGAAGCCUCCUUCUUUGGUAUGAUCCGGAAAAUGAUAAAUUGGAUGCAGCUUCCCUUGAUAUUGAGGAUAACAAUAUCCGUGAGACGAUCAUCUGCUUUUGGCCAACAACCUAUGUGAUUGAUUGGCAAUCCAUUUCUAGAUUUUUGAGUUCAAACAGGGAGGAAGAGACACUACAAGAAAAAUGAUUUUUAGUGACAGAAAUUUGUGAUAAAUUUUGAAAUCAUCA
Rubroshorea leprosula is the source of this 1512-nucleotide messenger RNA. NCBI's taxonomy places the organism in Eukaryota, Viridiplantae, Streptophyta, Magnoliopsida, Malvales, Dipterocarpaceae. The record is from the annotation of a GenBank genome assembly.